AUGUGGUUGACUGCUAUUCCUAAAGUGGUAAUUAAAACAUAUCUAUGGUCAUUUAUUCUAUGGCUAAUAUUAACUACUAUCAUACCUCAAACUCUUACAAAGUACUUCAAUGAUGAAGUGAUCUCCAAUACUUAUAAAACCAGAUACUUCCCCUACCACUCGUUAAUAUCACCAUCUCAACUCCCCAUACAAAACUCUACCGUGUACUAUGUGAUGGGUCAUCCAGAUGACGAGACAAUGUUCUUUAGUCCUUCGUUGAUUGAAGUGUUGCGUCCCAAACACAACAAUAGUGUCAAGUUGAUUUGUUUGCUGCCCGGUGACUAUGUUAGUCCAUCGAUGGGGUCAUUAAGAAAGGAAGAAUUACUUAGUGCUGCCAGAAUCUAUGGCAUUGAUAAGGAUGAUGUGUUUGUGCUCAAUUAUAGAGAUGGAAUGAACGAAACUUGGCCAUUGGAUUCAAUAGUCAAUGAUUUGGCUUCAAUUAUAGGCACCAAUCAUCAACAACUUCACAAUCCGCUUACCUUGAUUACUUUUGAUGAAGGGGGUGUUUCUGGCCAUCCCAAUCAUAUAGCAACAUAUGAAGGUACCAAGAAGUUCUUUGAUACUUACUAUAAAUCAUUAUCCAAUGACUAUAGGCUAUACAAGUUGAAGACCUUCAAUGUAUUUGAAAAAUAUACUUCAACUAUCCUCACCAAUAUCGAGUAUCUUGUGAUCCAACUUCCUAGAUUAUUGGCACGGAACAUCUUCCAAAUCGGGAUUGAUAUUAGUUUCUUCUCCAAUCCUAAUGAAGAAGAAUCGUCUAUAAAGUUCUUUGGUGAUAUGAAUACUUUGGGGUUAUCGUUUGGUGCCAUGUCUUUUGGUCAUUUCAGUCAAAUGGAAUCCUUUAGAUAUCCAUGGAUUCUUUUCAGUCGUUAUUUUACUUAUAAUAACUUAAUUCAAGUAUUGUAA
Molecule: messenger RNA, 945 nt
Organism: Lizanozyma spartinae
Lineage: Eukaryota; Fungi; Ascomycota; Pichiomycetes; Serinales; Debaryomycetaceae
Gene: GPI12
Product: N-acetylglucosaminylphosphatidylinositol deacetylase
Exons: 1
Coding region: 1-945 (314 amino acids)
Biological process (GO): GPI anchor biosynthetic process
Cellular component (GO): endoplasmic reticulum
Molecular function (GO): N-acetylglucosaminylphosphatidylinositol deacetylase activity
Source: RefSeq, a predicted model, not a curated record